This is a messenger RNA of Tetrahymena thermophila SB210, 363 nucleotides long. RefSeq names its product transmembrane protein, putative. The transcript has a single exon. NCBI's taxonomy places the organism in Eukaryota, Ciliophora, Oligohymenophorea, Hymenostomatida, Tetrahymenidae. The record is from RefSeq and is a predicted model, not a curated record.
UACACUUUAUUUGUAUUUUUAAAUGGACUUUAAUCAAAUUUUUUUAUUAUAAUUAAAAAAAAAUUAAUAAAAAUAUUCAAGAAAAAUAUUUUUAAGAUAAUUUUAAAAAAGUAAAUGAUAGCUAUUAAAUUUUUUAUAUUAACAAUAAUACUAUUCUUGAGUGUAGCUUUAGCAAAUAAUUUGCAAGAACAAACUAUCUAAACCACAUAAAAUAAUAAUUAAGGAGAUACUAAAUAUCAGUGCUAGAAAACAAGAUAAAUGUGUGCAGCUAAUGAUCCUAAAAAUGUAUUUCUUUAAUGCUGUGAGCCUUAUAAGUGUGUUGCAAAAUAAGGCUAAGUUUUUGGAAUUUGUUAAGUUAUAUGA